AUGGAGAAAUCAAGUACGGUUUCAUCGGGUAUCGGAGAUUUGUCGGAGACCGGAGAUACGCCGUAUGCCGGAACGCUGAUGUCCGUCUUGAUGUGUCCGCCCGACGGAGGUAUUUGGUCGGUGUUAACUUGUGUGCUCGGUUUUGUGGCCAUGAUGAUUUUGGACGGUGUGUGCUUGUCAUUGUUUCUAUACGACAGUCGUGUCGGCAUGACUGAACAAGUGUCGUCGCCGAUGCCCGCCCUGGAACACUUGGCCGUCAUCGGCUUUUGCCACUAUUUUAUUGGUAAGAAACCGGCAUGUGUUAUUUUAUACAUGUGCCUUUUUAAACAUAUAGGCAAGACGUUGCUGCUCCUAAAUUAUAAUUCUUAUUUUUCUGUAAUUGAAUUUUAAUCUGACACCCAUUGGUUUACAUACCUAUAAAAUGUAUCAAAUCGUAAAAUAAUUCCGAUUGAACUUCGUUAAACUCGGUAAACAUCAUAGGUGUUUUCUUUCCUUGAAGCCGAGAUAACCCAGAAAUUAAUGAAAAAAAAACUGUCAUAAAUUGCCAUUUGUUUUUUAAUAUUUUAGAAAAACUAUUGAGAAUUUCAAAAAAAAAAUUCGAGUAAAGUACCACCGUGCGAAAAUUUUGCAUAAUUUAAGGUACUGCGAACAAAAAUCUACUCACUAAAAGUGUUUAAAGAAAGUACAUAAAAAACAACUUUUUAGAUGGUGUCUAAUUGUUAAUUCUAUGUGUCUUUACUAAUAAUAGAAUUUAAAACAAUACAAGUUUCUACGUGCAUUUCUGUACAAUACCUAGUCAAUAUAUUGUUACAUGACCCUACAAUUGGGUCAAACAGUUCCACCCCUAUAAAAAGUUACUGUAGACUUGGGCUUAUCCUUUAAACUCGCCCUGUUUAAAUAUUAUAAAUAUAGUUUACUAACACCUAUAUUAAAAUUUAUCUCUGUUUACAGAAACGUUUUCGUGUGCGUACAUCAACCGGUAUGGUUUUCGAUAUUGUUUAUUCUUCGGUAGUACAUUGUCCGUCACGUGGAUUACGUUAUUGAAAUUAUUUGUCGAUUACGUAGUCGAUGAAUUACCUUUCGGACAAUUUUAUUAUUUUUUCUUAGCCGCCGUCGGAGGUAAGUUGAGAAAUAUAAUGAUUUUUAGUAUGCAUACUUACAUUUAAAUAUUGUUUAAAGUUACUACAAUUUAAAUAGAUCAUUGAUUUUUUAAUUCGUAUUUCAAAUACCAUCUUAUAAACAAAAUAUUAUAAGUUAUUAUAAUAUAUAAUCUAAUUCGUAUCAUGUAUAACAAUUCUAACCAUCACUAUACAGUUUGCGAGGAAACUAUAUGUAAAAUGAUAAUAGACUAUAUAAAAUGUACACGUCGGAUCCAUUUGAUAAACGUUUACAUUUCACGAAAAGUUAUCGUGUGUUCACAAAAAACAUUUUUUUCUUUUUACAUUUGAUGAAAUAGGCAUUUGGAAAUUUUCAUGAAAUGGAUAUCUUUUUCGGAAUGGAUGCUUAAAUAUUUGAUUGCAGAUAUCGUGUUAUUUUUUUAUAAUCAUUUAAUUAUUCAAUAAAAUGGACUCAAUUUCAUUAAUUGGAUAACUUUUCCUGAAAAUUGCAAUAUUUUAUAAAGUGGAUCUCUAAAUGUUUUUUUUUUCUAAAGAUAACGUAAUUUUUAUUUUGAAAUACGCUAUUUGUAUAGGUAUCGGAAUCGGUAUGGUUAAAAUGGCGUUCGUCGUGUUAUUAUCUUCGCUGUUUGUCGUCAAACGCGAAUUUGCACAUCUGUGUCUACAUAUGGGAAGUUUUACCGGAAUGUUGCUAAUUCCACCUUUUACGGAAUUCCUAAUACUGAAUGGUAGCUGGCAAUCCUCGAUGUACCUUCAUUUAGGUUGGUAAGGUGAAAAGUGUAAAAUUAAACGUUUCGAUACAGUUUAAUAAUUUAAGGGGUUUGGUGACGGUUUUCUAGAAUUUUAUUAAAUUAGUCACCAUCUUAAUGAUCAGACUUUUCCACUUAUCUUCUGUCCUCUAUUCACUUAAAGGGAUCGGAUUUGGACCUUUUUACGGAUGAAUAUGAUGUUUUAGACCGAAAAGUCAGACAAAACUGUAUAGGAAUUGCAUUUGAUUACAAUCACGGAUUAUAAUUUUACAAAUCUGCAAGAUUUUGACAAUUUCUUGUGAAACAAUUAAAUUUCUAUUUUUAGCUAAUAGUGAACCUAACGAACCAUAACCAGUUUUCAAAAAUGAAAUUCAUCAACAACAAUUCCUACAGUUUGAUCUGGCUUUUAGGUCAAAAUUUACUAAAAUAUACAGUCACUGUUAUCCUCUAAAAAUUAUAUCGACGCGACACUUUAUCAAUAUGGUACAUGUAUUAAUAGGUCUGACGAGUUUCACGUUAAUGUUUUGGUUACUGGUCGCCACGCCGGUGCCAUUGUACGUCUGCGAAGAAACGUCCGAUGAUGAAAAUUUGCAUCACCUGUCCGACGACUCCGAGUCCGACGGAAUCGUCGACACAGUCGCUGAUAUAAAGUGAUUAGAUAUUAAUAAUUCAUUAAGGAAAUUAUCUUUUCAGUGUAAAUUAAUAGUUUUUACGAGGUAUACGUAAAUAUUAUUUUUCAAUAUCGUUCGAAAAUAUAUUUAGCGAGAUUUCAUGUUAUUAUUGACACAUCAUAUAUUAUAAUAUUACUUACAUUGAUUUUUUAUCCAAUUUUUAUUACAUAGAUUUGAAAUCGGAUUUAAUAUAUUGUUUCAAAACACCGUCUUCCAUUUUAGUAGGUACACCGAACUUUAAUAGUAAUUCCUAAUCCUUUGGCAAUCACCUUAAACGUUGAAUUUUUGAUAGUUUCUUUUUACUUCCAUGAACAUUAUAAAGUUUCCGUAAUUGUAAUUUGCAGACUACGAUUCGUACCGUUAACGGUGGAAACGCAGUUGUGUGGUUCUUGCAGACCGUAUGUGUCUGUGGGCCUGAACGCCAAUUGGCUAUACGCAAACAAAACAAUCCGACGGAUGUGCGUCCGAAACUUGACGAAUAUGUUCAAAGGCAGUACGAUUGGUGCUCGGCCAAUGUACCAACAAGACAUUAUGUUCGACGGCAACGUCAUGGUGUUGGCGGCCAAUUUAAAAGCGGUGCAAAACUAUAUACUAUACGUAUUAUCAGAUUUUUUGCUUUCCACAUUUUUAUUCGCACAAUGUUUACUUUGAAAAUUUAUUCUGCUACGUACAUUUUGGUAAAAUACCCGGAUGACACAUCAUGAAUGAAAUUUAUUUAUUCGUUAUUCACCACAGUUUUUUUAAGGAAAAGGUUAAUGCAUGUAAAAAAAAAUGAAUCGAGAAAACUUACUGCACUACAGUAGUUUGAAAAUUUCACAAAAUUUCCGUCCUAUCCGCCGUUCAUCAUUCGUGUACUUAUAGCGGUUUUUCAACAUACAGUUGUCCAUAAUAUUUUGUCUGUUCUGUUUAUAGCUCAACAGAUUCGAAGAGUUUUCUGCUAAAAUGAUAUCGGUUGUGACCAUUGACGACAUAAAUGAAGAAAAGUAUAACCGAUGCAACUUGUGUUCAAUUGCCGUAACCCGAGUGCUCAAAUCGAUGUUUAAUAUGUCGAUUUGGCUCGACGGAAAAUUCGUCGUGUUGGCAGCGAGCAAUGCUUUGAUCUACAGCUCGUGUCUUUUACCGGUUCUUUUCAUUAAAGGUAAACAUACAAUUGAAACUUUUAUUUUUAUUACAGUGGUAUCAACUACCGAGAGUGCAAAAGUAUUGCGGGGGUUGCAAAUAAUAACUACAAUGCGGCAAGCCUGAAACUAAAUUUAUUUAUUUCUUUAUUAAUUAUAUAUUAUAUCUAACAGUUUAAUUCACAGGUAACAAUUUUUAAGAUGCGUUAAAACCAUUUGUAUAUGUCAUAUGGAUCCGUUAUUCCGUAUAGAAAUAAAUGAAAUUUGAUGUAUAAUAUAUUAUACACAUUAUUCUAAUUCAUAUGAUUAGAAUAAUAACGAUCGUGUUUCUUUUAAAUGUGAACAUAUGUAGGUACUGCUGGUCAGAAAACGUCCGCGGAAGCAAUGAUUACUCUUAUCGCGUGUUGCUUUGGUCUUUUGAUUGGCCGGGGUAUCGGUUUUUAUUUACACGAAACUUCGUCAAAAGGCAUUCCUCUGUACCACGUGAGUUCGGUGCUAAUAGCUAACGGCCUUUCGAUGAUUGUGUGCUGUACUACGAAUGAUUUUUCAAAAAUAAUACUGUUUUUCGGAUGUUACGGAUUUCUUUGGGGUGAGUUAAUUUUUUGUCGAAUAAAUUAACGACAUUCUAAUCAUUAUUAUGUCACAUAACGAGAUCGAUAUUAAUGAGAUAAUUAACAGUUUAUUAUUGUUGUAUUCCCUAGUCCAGUGGUGUAUUUAUGAAGGGAUUAAGGGGACAAGGGGGCAGUGCUGUAACUAGAGAUUGGCGACAUGGGCGAUAGCAAAGGCACAGCAAAGUAAGGGGGCGCAUUUAUGUGGGUAAAUUAUAGUAGGUAUAUAUUAUAAUUAGUACAAUUUGUAGUAGAUAGUUUAAAUUUGUAUUAAAAUCAAAACUAAAAUGUGUUAAAAUGAUGGAAUGUGUGGUAACUUUCGUUUAUCCACUUAGUAUCUUAAAUUUAAUAUUAACAUUUAAUAUUAAUAUAUUAAAAAUUGUAAUCAUGGAAAUUGCAGUAACGUAGUCAGAAAAAGAUUUCUGAAGUGAGAUAAUAAUUAUUUGUGUUAAUAUGCAGUAAACACCGAAAAACCAAUGAUUAAUUAUAGGUACUUGAAAUUUUUGGUUUUCAUUUAGUUUUAUGUGGAUAAAACUAUUUUGACUGAGCAGAUAUAUUUAAACAUUUUACACGACAUUCAUCAUAAGUUGUAGUUGUUAUUAUAGUUCGAAAAAGAAGUUGAAUUUUGUGUAUACGGUACGUUUAAAGUUUUCACUAACAAGUUUUCAUUCAAUAAAAUAUUUAGGACUAUAUCAGUUUAUUAUUAUUAUUUAUUAUUUAGGACUGUAUCAGUCAUAAGAGAAAAUGGUUAAAAGAUAAAACGCACCUUUUGGAGGUUAAGGACUAAUGGCUAGGAGUAGGUUCAGGAUGUUCAUCAGUAAGAUAUAGACUGACUUACUUUUGUGUACCAAAAUUCAGCUUUCGAAUAACUAGUGUAUAUUAGUAACUACGAAUAUUAGUGUGAUGUAGGUACUAAAAUGAUUACUGACUAAUUUUGUUAAUUCGUGUUCAAUGCAGAAUUCCUAUAUAGUAGGCGUGGCAUUGGAAACUUCAAAGGGGUAGAAGUUUCCACUGUUAUGUGUGUCAUUUAAUACCUCAUUUCCAUUACUUUAUAUUUUUCACAAUAUUCUGUGUGUAUAGGAUAUUACAAAUCCAUGCAAUAUGCGGUGUUUCAACAUUGUAUUUUUCCGUUGAAGAAAUUUACCAACAUACGUGGGCAAAUUUCAUUAGUACGAGCUGUAUCGUCUUGUGCAGGAUUAAUGACUGCAAGUGAGUUUUUAUUCAUAAUAUUUAUUAUAACUUUUGUGUAUACCUAAUUAGUGAUUUUUACUAAAAUUAGUAAACUACUACUACUCGCUUAGGUUAAAUGUUAAUAAUCAAAAAUUACAACGUAUGUUUGGUUAGCCUCACUCCCUUUUCGAUUCUCAUCAAGAUACUAGAGUUACGGAGUUGUUCGUGCGAAUUUAUGCAAAUUUCGUGAUAAUAUUUUGUAGGAAAAACAAAUCACUAUCAUAAAUAUUGAGCGGGGGGAGAGGACUGGAGAGACUUCUCUCCUGGGGAUCAAUUUAUCACUAACAUGGGAACAGUGCAAAUUUAUACACUUUACGUGCUAAAUAUUGGGAUAAUUUUUAUUUUAAAUAUUUAAAUUCCCAAUGGGGCGAUAAGAGGCUAAACGUACGUAAAAUUACAUAUUAUAUCUACCUACUAAAAUCUAAUAUGACAAUUGAAAACGAAUAAUAUAUAAGUAGCACAUCACUUUAGAAAUUAUUAACUUCUUUGAAACUAUGUCUAGGCAGUGGUGUAAUUGAGUUGGGUUUGAACAUUUAUUGUUGGGCGUUUUCGUAUUCGGAUUGUUUUCACUUUUUUUGUAAUUUUUUUCCUCUGAAAUUUCGAUAAAAUAUAUCGUCUCGUUGUACCUAAUCGCAUUUUCUAAAUUUUUACAGUAAUAAUUCUAGAAGAGACUUCGGAAAUUGGUUACGUUUACGAGUUCGCGGGCUUGUUGACAGCAGCCGGAGGCGUGUGCCUGGGACUGUUGGAGCCGGUCUGUAGGCGUCAGAUGAACGCUGCGAACAAAGUCGGCUCUAAACAUCCAAAUAUCGUAUUCGAUAUCAAAACAAAAACGCUUCGUGAAAUUAUUAUCGUUUGA
This is a messenger RNA of Cinara cedri, 6347 nucleotides long. NCBI's taxonomy places the organism in Eukaryota, Metazoa, Arthropoda, Insecta, Hemiptera, Aphididae. The record is from the annotation of a GenBank genome assembly.